UGCGCACGAACAUCGUUUCUGUGGAAACAUUACGAUGAGCGUCGAAACGUCUAGCGACAAACUGCGUAGCGCAACGCACGAACAAAUCUUAGAGUGUGGCAGUCUGGUCGAAGACAGAUUUGCGCAGCAGUUUGAUCACCAUAGACGAGAGGCUGUUGCUCGUAGAGAAAAUGAAGUGAGAAAAGAAGCCGAACAGCAACGUCUCUGUGACUUGGAACUUGCCCGACAGGCGGCAAGAAGAGAGCUGGAGGAGAAUACUCGACGAAUGAGGCGGGAAAUGGAACAAGCAGUGGAGAGGAAAGCCGCUAGAGUGAAGUCGCUCAUGAAAGCCGAAGGUGAUAAGAGAGUGGAGGAUGAGUAUAACGCUGGACAAGGGAGAUUGAAAGCUGCACUGUUAGACGCUCACAAACAAGCAAACCAGGAACGGAAAGAGGCCGUUGAACGAGCAAGGGCUGAGGAGAGAGAAUUUGCUGAGAAAGAAUCCAAGAAAAUGGAGGAGAAGCAUGACCUUGACAUGGAAGAGGUAAAGCGGUUAGGUAAGAAGAACCUAACAGAUGGUCUAGGAAAGCAGCGAGAAGAGCUUAUGAUGGAAAGAAAGGAAGCAGUUGCUAGGGCUGUUCAAGAGGCCAACACACAUGCUGCAGAAAUUUUAGGAAAUGUUCAGAGAAGUCAUGAAGCUCGAGUUUCUGAGCUGAGAGUGCAGCUGGAAGAGCUACUGCAAGAACUGGAGAGGUCGAAACUUUCUGUUUCUCGCUCAGAAUCAAUGAGAAAAGAUGCAGAAAUUAAAUUGGCUCAAAUGACGCUUGAAUUCUCGCAUUUUAUUAAUCAAGUACCUGGGUACAGUGCAGACUAUUUGUUAAAAACUGAGACAACAUUUCAGUCACUUCGCGACAGUCUCCCUUGAAUCAGUUAUGCAGUUUCUAUUGACAGUUUCUAUUGAAAAAGUACUGUACAAGCAUGCAGAACGACUGCACAGUUGGAAACCUUCACACGAAAGGUAAAAA
This is a messenger RNA of Corticium candelabrum, 1004 nucleotides long. RefSeq lists its product as uncharacterized. Lineage: Eukaryota; Metazoa; Porifera; Homoscleromorpha; Homosclerophorida; Plakinidae. The transcript is spliced from 3 exons. Bases 35 to 904 code for a protein of 289 amino acids. The record is from RefSeq and is a predicted model, not a curated record.